UUAAAACAGCCUGCGGAUGCCGCCUUGCCGCCAUAACCUCAACAAUCCUCAUUCAUUAAUAUUGUAUCUUUCACACGUGUUCUUAAUUUUUUUGUUGGUGAAUUAUUUGUAAAAUAGAUUAUAAAUAAAAUAAUGGAUAUUACGGAAAAUAAAAAAAAAAGAUCGCGGGCUCCGAACUAUACUUACAAGGAGAAAGAAAUUCUUUUAAAUAUAAUUCUUCAGUAUAAAGAAAUUAUAGAAAAUAAAAAAACAAAUGGGGUCGCAAUAAAUGAAAAAAAAGAAACGUGGACAAAAAUUUGGGAAGAAUUUAAUGCUGCUUCUCCAAGUCUCGUUCCCCGACCGUUGGAAUCAAUUAAGAAAUAUUACGAUAAAUUAAAAGAAGAUUUAAGGAAGCGAAAAGGAGAUCUGAAGAAGGAGCUGUACAAAACAGGUGGAGGUGUUUCAAAUAUUCCUAAUGAACUACCUGGAGACGAGCUGUUACUAUCGAUUGUACAUGAACAUACAGUGUAUGGCAUGAAUACCAAUUUUGAUAGUGAUGGGCCAGCAGAAGUAUUACAGGAUGAAACGAGCCUUUUUGAUGAUAGAUUUGAAAUGAACGAAUCUAAUGAUAUUGCUGAAGAUAGAAGUGAAAAGUCAGAGGAAAAACAAGACAAUCCAACAAAUGGCGACGUUAGUAAUAUAAUGAAGCAAAAUUCAGAGUUAGAAUUCAGCCCUAGGGACUCAAAACCAAAUGCAGUUCUCAAAAGGAACAUAGAAAAGGUUUACACGCCAAGUUCCUCAAUAAAUUUAAAAAAGAAGAAAACAGAACUCAGUCGCAGAAGACCUACUGUCAUAAGAACAUUAACAUCUUCUAGAUUAGGUGAAAAAUAUGAGCAACUGGUUAAUAAAAAAUUGGAACUAGUGGAGUGUUAUAAAAAAGAACACUUGCUGAGAAUGCAAAGCUUAGAAUUGGAUAUUGCACUUAAAAAGAGACAAUUAGAAGCUGGCACUACUUCUGCAACACAUAAUUCAAACAGUGUUUUUUUGGAAGAUCAGACUAUCAAUUUUCUCUAAGAUCAGUUCUAAAUGUGUUUUAACCUAAAUAAAUUUUUUUUUGUAG
This is a messenger RNA of Psylliodes chrysocephalus, 1099 nucleotides long. The record is from the annotation of a GenBank genome assembly. Lineage: Eukaryota; Metazoa; Arthropoda; Insecta; Coleoptera; Chrysomelidae.